Messenger RNA from Polistes canadensis, 2779 nucleotides. Its product is annotated as protein FAM188B2. Gene Ontology annotation, biological process: protein K48-linked deubiquitination. Gene Ontology annotation, molecular function: cysteine-type deubiquitinase activity; K48-linked deubiquitinase activity. Lineage: Eukaryota; Metazoa; Arthropoda; Insecta; Hymenoptera; Vespidae. The record is from RefSeq and is a predicted model, not a curated record. The transcript is spliced from 12 exons. Bases 835 to 2214 code for a protein of 459 amino acids.
UAACAAAUAAGUUUGAUUAAAAAGAAGAAAUUGAUUUUGUUAAUUAAGGAUAUAUUUCACGUGGAUAAUAAUAACAUGGGAUUUCAAUUUCGAGAGUUAGUUUAAACAAAUUACGUUACACGCAAUAUACGAGCAAAGUAUAAAAAGACGACACUAAUCGUCAAGAGGAAAGUGUUCGAUAUACCGAGAUGUUUAUUUCCGUGUGAAAAAUGAUUAAUAGUUUUCCCAUAGGGAGAAGGAGGACCAUGGGAAAGUUUAAAACGAGACUUAAUCACGAACACAAAUAAUCCGGUUUAAUAAUUUAUUUUCACAUCGGUUUGUUUAAAAGGAUUCAUUUAUCUGUCUAUCUUCCUCUAUCUUUUUUGUUUUGUUUGUUUUUAAUUCGUCACGCACGAAGUGUCGAAAGGGUUUCGAUCUUUACGCUCGAAGGAUGACAAAUAACGACCUCGUUUUAAUACGAAAUUAGAUUUAUCAUCUAAUACAAAAUAAUACAUUUUGAAUAAUCGAUCAUAUUGUGUUUAUUAAACGAAUCUGGUAAAUCCAAAAUUAUUUUACAUUAAAUGCAAAUUAACAAUAUAUUAGGGUGAACCAAAACAUAUAAAAGUUAUUUUAUAUUGACUUGAAAAGAAAAAAAGAAAAAGAAACAAUACGAAUAAACGCACGAACAUUUAUUUGGUUCAGCCUAAUAAUUAAAUUAGCAAUCACAGAUAAAUAAGAUUGAAAUUAUCAAGAUAUUUCUUCAACAGAUUACAAGAUUGUAAUCUAAAAUUGUUCCCUUUUAAUAAUCCUUUUUUCGUGGGUGGAUAUUUUUAAUAUUUGUAAUAACAACUCUCAAUGGAGGAAUCACGGACAACGAAAACAAACGAACAAGUACUCACUAUGUCAGAUUCUGUGUCUGAUGCUAGCACGAGUACAAUUACGCCGACAUCAGGAUCGUUUUCAGGCAAACAGCAAUACGAUACUAUUCCAAAGAAGCCAACUUAUUUGAGAGACAGAGAGAGGAUUAUUUAUCCAAGAAAUACGAGAACGUUACCGAAAACAAUAGUAUCUGGUGGUACACCUAUUAACGAGGAAACUUGUAUGAUGUUGAGAACAUUGAUAUUUGGUAGCUGUGCUUGUCCACCUAGAGCAGAAUGGGCUAGAACAGGCUUGACCUUAAGACCUUAUGGUCAGAAUUUAGCUUUUGGAUUAAGAACACCAAGGAAUACGACUAGAGGUCUCAUUACCGCGGUUCAAGCUAUCAUGUUGAAACAUUUUUUAUUCAAAUGUAACACCCAAGACAGUCGUAUAAGUCCGGACAUCUUACUGAAACCUUCCUAUGACAGACAAGUUGAAGUCCUGUGCCUUGCGAUAUCAGAAAUAAUUUGGCGUUGCGCCGGUGGUUUCGUUUCUGUUAACAAUCAGAAUAGCAGCUGCAGCAACCUCGAUACAAAAAGUGUCAGCGUGCCAAAGGCAAUCGUUGCAUUACCACAAAAGACACCCUAUCUGCAACAUAGCGUGCAGUAUUUUCAGGAUGGUUUGACGGAGACAUUGCAUCUAUUCGAGUUCACCUCAAUAGAAGAUCUUCAAAUAUUCAUCAAGAGGUACUUAUACUUGUUUCAGGACGAAGGUGGACCAGGCGCAAAAUUGUUAAUUUACAGUGCAGUUUUAUCGAGAGGUUUAACUAAAGUUCAAAACGACCUGGAAGAUCAAAAAGCUUCUAUACUAAGCGGAUGUCCUGAAGAGGGACCGAUCAGUGUCGUGGUGUUUAUGUUAACCGGGCGGGCGUCUCCUCAUCUUCAUAACGGUGUUAUUAAUGUCGGGGAUGAGAAUACUUACGCUGUACCACAAUGGGGUAUUCUCGUAAGAAGCGAAGUUGGUUUUUUAAUUCACGAGGGUGAUGGUCAAACUAGCAAAGUACCUGGUUCCAGAUUAAAAACUCCAAGUUUACCGAUAUGGGUUACUUUAUGUCAUGGUCAUCAUGGUGUUCUAUUUAAUACUAACAAGGAAUUGUUAAGAAAUUAUCAUGCGGAAAGACGAUUCGAGGUGCAGUAUUUCGCUUGUGGUGGAAGUCAUGCAACAUUGACCGUUGAUACAAGGGCUAACGAAAAUGCAUCGGGUGUUGAAUCAAUGAGCAAGGAAUCCAUUGAUAUAGCUGCUACACCAUUGGAAAAACUUAUUCGUUCUAAAUGGCAGGAUGCACAAAUACAAUGGAACGGUGCACCAUUGAUGUAAUAGUUCAUUCUAAUUAAAUUUGAACUAUUUUAUAUUAGAUUUCGAAUAAAGUAAAGUCCUACGUUUAUUUUGUUAUAAGAAAUCGUUUAUUUGCGAACGUGGGAUAGGAAAAAGCGGAUCGUUCCAUUCCGGGGAUGACAAUUCCCGUAGCUCAUCGUCGUCGUUGAACCGUCUCGAAUCUUCCAUCCGUGAAAUCGACAAGUAUGGUUCUUUCAUAUCGUGAGAAAUAACUAUUUUUACGUUGUACUUUGAAUUUGCAUCUUUAUCUGGAAACUGGUAUUAUUCGAUGGAACUAGCAUCCAAUAUUUUGUCGAAAUAUAUUUUUGAUUAAAUGCCAAUAUUUAUGAUAGAUCUACUUUUGUAACGGGGGUUUUUGAGGUUAUACUUCUUUUGGCGCGUUUUGGAAAGUGAAGUUAGAUGCGACCGAAAAAUUCGACACCAGGAAGUUGUCGAUAUUUACAAUGCGCGGACAUAUUUAAGUUAUUCUUGAGGUUAUUAAGGUUAUAUUCGUUUUGGUACGCUAAAGAAGUAAAGUGAAUUACAUUAGAAUAACAUGUAUUACUAA